Molecule: messenger RNA, 7615 nt
Organism: Pipra filicauda (Wire-tailed manakin)
Lineage: Eukaryota; Metazoa; Chordata; Aves; Passeriformes; Pipridae
Gene: LEPR
Product: leptin receptor
Exons: 19
Coding region: 3750-7247 (1165 amino acids)
Biological process (GO): cytokine-mediated signaling pathway
Cellular component (GO): external side of plasma membrane; membrane
Molecular function (GO): cytokine receptor activity; protein binding
Source: RefSeq, a predicted model, not a curated record
GUUUGGCACAGAGAGUCACUUCAGGCUCUAGGCUUGGUUCCUGAGCUCCCUUAUUUAACCUGCUGCUGGAUUUGUGAGUAUUAUCUUUGUGGUGUAACUUUUAUUUCCUAUCCCUCCCACCCUUGUUGUAGCUGCUUGUUUUUGUACUUAACAGAGAUGUUUAUUGAAAACAUAUGUUUAGCUGAAGGGAAAAAAACUGUAUAAGGGGGUGCUGGUCAGGCUGGCACUGGUUUUGAAGGCUCUUCGUUCCUCUAAGAAAGCUGGUAACCUUCCUAACUAGUUGUUAUGACCUCAGGUAACUUCCUAAACCCUUUAAACAGACUUCAAUCCCAUAAAAUGAAUGUAAACUCAUUAAUACCCAGGAGUUACCCAAACAAACUGUCCUGGUAAACCACAUAUCAAAUUGUAUUGUUAUACUGACAACAAUGUAAAGCUCUAAAAUGAUCUCUAACCCUGAUCUCAGUCCUUAACACAGCAGGACUUCUAAGAUCCUACAUCUUUCACUCUGCAGGGAUUGUUUCUAGUCUCUGAUAACGGAUGAACAGACUAUUUUAUUAAGCUAGAUGCUCACCAAGUACUAAUGAGUCAUUGAUUUGUUUAAGUGGCCCCUGCAAUACAUGACCAGUGUGUACUGGAGGGCUUUACAGGGAAGUGUCUCCCAAUAAAAUAGGUAAGGAAGCUCUGGCUGGUGAAUUGUGAUUAAAUUUUAAAGAUCAGCUGGGACACUCUUAGAGAAACAUUUUCUCCAAUGCCUUGUCCUUGUAUUUAUCUUGUUUUAUUGUUUUGCUUUUGUCCUUUAUGCUGAGGUUUGUUUGAGCUGUUUCUGGGUUAUAUUAAAAAAUGGGUCACAGUUGUUUAUUCCCCAUGACCAGUAUUUCAGCAGGAGGUUUUCUGCUUUUGGGGGGGAAAUUUUACUUCCUGCAGACUAGUUCUAGAUUGUAACAAAUAGUCUGGAUACUUCUCUUUCUAAUGGACUGGUUGGUUGGUCCCUGCUUCCUCUCCCAGGAGGAUGAUCAUUCCUUGUCUCCGUGUGCAGGAGACUCUUCCCACUGGCCCUAAACACCUGGAAGUGUAGAUACUGCUGGGGAGAGGAGAGGGAUUCUAAAAACAUACCUGUUUUCUCCCAGAAAAUUCUUGGGGGAUAGGAAGAAGAUUGCCUUUAAACUGAGACUCAACCCAUGGCUUUGUUUAAUAGAGAAAGUUAUGUGUAUUGAACAUAAUUGUGCAAAAUUACACAUAGAACAGCCUUGCUUUUGGAUGGUUGGUUUUAGGGAAGACCUUACUGUGGAGUACUUAGAACAGGGCUGUCUGUUGAAAUGGGGAAUUUCAAAUAUGUAGUUCCAGCAGUGCUCCCAGCUGUUGUGCUCUGAAACCCUGAGAUCUUCUUAGCUUUUUGCUUGCUGACAGCUAAACUGGCAUUCACUGCCUGUGUUAUAUUGUAUUUUCAAUUACAUGUUUUCCUGGAGAAUGCUGAUAAAAUUAACUACUCACUUUUGUGGAGUUAAAAAGACAAACCACGUGCACAAAACCCCAGAAAUCAUAUUCAUGCUCAAGUUUUAUAGAGUUAAUCUGAAAUCUUUAAAUGGAGUGCUGAGACAAAAGCAGGGGUGUUAGCAUCUGGUAGAUUCAAGAAUUCAGCUGAGGCUCUCAAUGCCAGUGAAUUUUGAUUUUUAUCACCUGCUUUGAGCUUCAUUUUCCACUAUACUGACUGGUGCUUUCAUUUUCUUGGUCAAUAUGAAUAACUGACAGCUGCUGCUUGGAUGUUUUUGUUUGCUUGAGGAUUUGGGAACAAGUUAAACUGUAUUUAUUGUGCCUUACAAAGCAUAUCCUUGGAACAGGAGGAUUGAUGGUGACAUUUGUAUGUCUUGCUUACCCUUUGUUGGGACUGUUUGAUCUGGUCUUGGGAUUUUGUUCCUCAUUUUGUUGUACCCAAGCCUGGGUCAUAUUGGGCAUCCCAAUAUAACAGGAGCUUUUGUUACUGGUUUUCCAUCUUUAAAAGGAAAAAAAAAGCCUUUCUACCACACAGAAACAAAAGCUGCAAUAGUUGUUGCGAUGGCUGCUGAUCGAGUUUGGAAGUUGAUGGGAAUUUGGGAUCACUGGGGUGGGGAAGGAGAGAUGAAAGGCCUAAUCCAGUUGUGUGCUGAACCCUUUAAUGUGUGAGGACAAUCUGAGUGUGCUCAUGAGUCACUGUGGGACACACUGGCCCUCUUGUCUGGGGGUCUGUGUCUCCUGGCUGUACCUCACAGGAUGUUGGAUACACAAAUCCCUAUCUUAAACACAGGACACUUCACCCAGGAGAGGAUUUAACAGCUUGUCCUUGUUUCCAGUAACACAACUCAGUGUCACCCCGUGUGGCCAGUUUUUUUAUCACUAAAUAGUGAUUGCAAGGAGACGUUAAGAUGUUUCAAACAACUGCAUAAUGAUAAAACCAUUUCCCAUGGAAUAAGUCCCAAAAGAGAACUCUGCUCUUACUUUCAUUUUAAAAUAUUAAGAAAUGCAGCAUAUUUUUCAUGCAUACAGGAAGUAAAUUUUACCUUUUGAGUCAGGUAAUAGAAACUGUAGCCAGUCCAGAACAUGCUCUCUUUUCUCCCCAUUCCUUCAAAGAAGAUUGUAUUUCUAACAAAUAUUUUACUGUUUAAUUAAAAUCUACAGCAGAAAAUAUCUUAGUUUUCAAGGAUCUCAUAAUAGCUGGACAGAUAAUCAUUAGAAAUAAUUUCAAAAUGCACAGCCUUUGGGAGUCUCAGAAGUGAUGAAUGUGCAAAGUUAAUUAGGAUUCAGCAAAUAUCCUCAGGGUUGGGAUUAUUCAACUCCCUUUGGUCACCCAAAGAUCAACACAGGUAUCUUUGUCCCUCUCUUCUUUUACAGCGCUGUGCCCCAUCAUUGCUCUGUUCUCUUCAUCUCCUUUUAGUAGUUUUAGCCCUGGGAGCACAGAAGGUCCCAGCUCCAAGUGUUGAGCUGCAGCUCUGCCCUGACUCCAGCCCUCACCUGAACUCUUGGGGUUGCCCUUGGAACCCUCAGAUCCCUGAACAAACCCUGGCCUACAGUAGGGCCUAAGGGUCCCCUCCCUGCUCCUUCUUUAGCUAGUUCCACCAAAAACCAACCCAAAGCAACUGGUUGUCACUUCCAAGGUCCUCUGGAAUAGGAGAGUUAAUUUUAAGCUCUCCCAGUCAGUAAUUCCACCAUCCCAGCUUCCCUUCCCUGAUGGGACUGAGCUGUUGUUACCUCUGGGUGUCAGAAGCUGAGCCAAAGGCCAGCCCUGCAUUCAGAACUCACAAACAGUGAUUUCUGGAUGGUAUUAAUGAGACGGAAGGAGGGGCAGGCAAGUGGCAAUUUAGAAAGAACUAUGUCAUAAAAUACUCAUUAGUUCUGGAUGGGAAUUGAUGACUGACUUCCAGUUUCUAAUUACUUAAAACUGGUUUUUAACAAAAAGAGCCUCAAAAUAUUCAGUGUUCUUCUGUAAGGACUGAAUUCCUCAGCUGCAUCAAGAAACCCCUCUGAGAUGAGUUUCCUUAACCAGGGAGUUGGGCAAUUCCAGUUCCUCCUCUGGAGUACUCUUGUCUUGAUUGCCAUGUCCUCAUUUGCCUUUUGGUGUCUUUGCUGUUAAAAUCAGGACUUUUUUGUAUCAUAGAAUCCCGGAAUGGUUUGGGUUGGCAGGGACCUUGAAGCUCAUCUCAUUCCACCCCUGCCAUGGGCAGGGACACCUUCCACUAGACCAAGUUGUUCCAACCUGGCCUUGAACACUUCAAGGGAUGGGACAGCCACAACCUAUAGCAGCAUAUAAAUCAGCUCUACAAAACAAGAUGUAUUGGCAAAUCAUUCUGACCAUUCUUGUGCUGUUGGACUUCCUUCGAAUGGCAGUUGCCCAUUGUAUGGUCCAUCCAGUUCCUCCCAGGAACUUUACAUUACCCUGUGUGCUGCUGAAUGAGACAGCUUUGAGCCCUUUCUCUGCCGGAGUUGAGAGUUGGUUUGGUUUGAGGAGAGACCAUCGUAGGACAUCUGAAAUCAAACCUCUAAUGAAUGAAGAAAGUUUUCUGUGUUGCCUUUGGAGUGACAACAACAUUGAUUGUUUUUUGUACAGAGCAAGCCUGCAGGCAAGGAAGUUUAUUCCUUCAGAAAUAAAUAUCUCUGCUUCUCAAGAAAUAGGUUCAAACUGGAACAUGGAAUGUUGGAUUAAAGGCAAGCUGGACCUGUUAGUUUGUAACCUGUGGGUUUUGAGAUUGUACUUGAGAGAGGACUUGAAGGUUAAUCUUUUUUAUGCUGGCUCAGAGCUGUCCCUGGGAAAUGUGUCCACGAGCUCUCUCCAGGGGACCGUGAGGAUUGCUCAGUGUGAGUGCACUGAGGAUGACACAUGUGAGUGUCUUGUGCCCUCUCUGAGGCUCAACCACACCUACAUCAUGUGGCUGAAGGUGCUGGUUGGUGUGACACCUCUGUGGUCACCUUUGAUGUCAGUCAAGCCCGUUGACAUAGUAAAGCCUGAACCUCCUUUGAACCUGCAUCUGGAAAUGACAGAGGGAGGUCAGUUGAAGAUGUGCUGGUCUGAGCCUGCACUGCUGCCAUACCCUCUGCAGUACCAAGUGAGGAUCUCUGCAAAGCCAGGGCACAGCACUUGGCAGAUGGUUCAAGUUGCUCUGGAAGCCUCAUUGGCCAUUGACAAUACCCUACUUGAUUCCUCUUACUUGGUUCAAGUGAGGUGCAGGAAUCACCAGGGGCUGGGGUUCUGGAGUGACUGGAGCACACCAUAUGAUCUCAGUUUGGGAGCUGAAGUCCUGUACUUCCCUCCUCAGAUCCUGACCAGUGCUGGUUCUAAUGUUUCAUUUCACUGCAUCUAUAAAAACAAAAGCAAGAUUGUAGAGCCCCAGGAGGUUGUUUGGUGGCUGAAUUUAGCAGAAGAAAUCCCAGCCAGUCUUUAUACCCUUGUGAGCGAUCGCGUAAGCAAAGUUACUCUUUUCAACUUGAAAGCAACCAAACCUAGAGGAAGUUUCUUCUAUGACACAUUGUACUGUUGUCACCAAAGUAGGGAAUGUCAUCCUAGAUACGCUGAAUUAUAUGUAGUAGAUAUGAAUAUUAAUAUCACCUGUGAAACAGAUGGAUACUUGACUAAAAUGACUUGCAGUUGGUCUGCAAACCCAAACAUGUUACUACUCCCUGGGAGUUCCUUGCAGUUAAGAUACUACAGGAGCCAGAUUUAUUGUUCUGAGUUUCCAAGCCCAUCUCCAGAAUCAGAGGUGAAAGAAUGCCAUUUGCAGAAGAAUCAUUCCUACGAGUGCACAUUUCAGCCUAUUUUCCUUUUAUCUGGAUAUACUCUGUGGAUAGAGUUCAAGCACUUCCUAGGAACACUUGAAUCCUCCCCAGCCUGUGUCAUUCCAGCAGACGUGGUGAAACCGCUUCCCCCUUCCAAUAUCAGAGCAGAACUCACCAGGAAUGUGGGGCUGCUGAACGUGAGCUGGACAAACCCUGUGUUUACAAACAGUGAUCUGAAAUUCCAGAUCCGGUACGCAGUGAACAGGGAAGAGAUUCCAUGGGAGCUCUGUGAAGUCUCAAACACCCCAAACAGCUCAGCUGUGAUAGAAGUUGAGCAGCUCUGUGUGGAGUACGUUGUCCAGGUGCGGUGCAGGGAGCUGGAUGGAUCCGGGUACUGGAGCGACUGGAGCAGACCAGCCCAAACACUUGUACAGGACAUCAGAGCUCCCUUGCAAGGCCCUGAAUUUUGGAGAAUCGUUACCGAAGAUCCAGCAAGGAGGCAGAAGAACGUUACGCUCGUGUGGAAGCCACUGAUGAAGAACCACUCGUUGUGCAGCGUGAGCCGAUACAUCAUAAAGCACCAGACACCAGGGAACACCUCCUGGGUGGAAUAUGUUGAUCAUGGCACCACCUGGUCUUUUCCAUGGACUGAGCACACUCACACCAUCACAGUUUUAGCCAUGAAUUCUAUUGGAGUUUCUUCAGUUAAUUUUAAUUUAACUCUUUCACAGCAAAUGAGCACAGUGGAUGCCGUGCGGUCACUGAGCGCUUACCCCGUGAACAGCACCUGUGUCAUUGUGGUCUGGACUCUCUCACCCCAAAUCUAUAUGAUAACAUCCUUUGUUAUUGAGUGGAAGAACCUUAACAAAGAAGAGGAGACAAAAUGGGUGCGAGUUCCUCCAAAUAUGAGUAAAUAUUACAUUUAUGAUUACUUUAUUCUGAUUGAGAAGUACCAGUUCAGCCUGUACCCUGUGUUUGCUGGAGGAGUUGGCAGAGCCAGAGCAACGGAUCAGUUUAGCAAAGGUGGAUUUGAAAAUGAGAAUAAUGGCAGCCUCUCCGUGGUUCUGCCAAUAGUUAUUUCAACCUCUGUUUUGUUGCUGGGAGUGUUGCUGGUUUCACACCAAAGAAUGAAGAAGCUGCUUUGGGAGGAUGUUCCAAACCCCAAGAAUUGCUCGUGGGCACAAGGAGUUAAUUUUCAGCAGCCUGAAACUUUUGAGCAUCUUUUUACCAAGCACCCUGAAGCCACCUCAUUUGAACCUCUCCUAGAUGCAGACAUAGUGCUGGAAGACAUCAGUGUCGCCAAAGCCUCGGAAAAAGAAGACACACAAGAUUUUUUAGGAAUUGCUUCCACAUUUCCAAACCCCCAAGACUCUGAACGUGACUCUGCUUGCUCGACCAGCCACUUCAACAGCAGCAGCUCCUCCCAGAGCUCCCAGGAGGUGCAGGGCAGUGGAGGAAUUGACCUCAAAUAUGCGACUGUUGUCGGCAACUCCCGAUCCGAUGGGCUUUGCGAGUGGAAAAUGAAUCCAAGGAGUUGUUUUGAUCGAUGCUUCUUAGCAGAAGAUUCCACGGUUUCAGGUGCCUUCUCCAGUAGCACUUGGGAGGUGGGAAGUGGAGUGUUUCUGGUGUUCCCUGGCUCACCGGGCAGGCAGCCCAGCAAGACCCUGUCCCUUAUCUCUUCAGAGGGAUUUUCAGAGCCUUCCGACCACGACGAUGCUUUCACGGACAGUCUUGAGCGGAGCCUGUGUUACCUUGGGAUAACACCAUUGGAAAAAAGAGAAAACGGUGUUUUUCUAACAGAAAGUUCUGAGAUGCUGUGUCAGUUCCAUACAGGGAAUCUGCUCACAGACACAGGAGUUCUUCAGCACACACCGACGGAUGUCCAUGGGUUUAUCCAAAGUAGCCUCAAGCCCAAAGCCAUGGUGCCAUAUGUGCCACAGUUUGGGAUGGCUGCUGCCAAGGGAAAGGAGGCCACAGAGAAAAACUCUGCUGUCAUCACACCAUAAUUUGAGACUACUAGUGGUUUUUUUAGGUGUUGAUGCAUUCCCCUGUUUUUCCCUCUCCUGACUUCCUCCGGGAGCUCUCCUAUCUUGGAGCUGGGUUCUAUAUUUAAGUGCCAGGAUUUAAGUAGUAAAAAAUUCCAUUCCUUGACCUAAUUUUCAAAAUGUGAGGCCUUCCUUUAGAGAUCUGAUUGUCCAGGUUACCUCAGGUACCAUAUUACCUAUUGCUGGUGCCUGUUAGAGGUGUUACGUCUGACAACUCCAGUGAAGAAUUGGACUUGAAAUCAGAUUGGGUGCUGUAGACAUUGAGGUGAGAGACUUUGGGAGAUUCCCAAACACUCCUCGAGGGCUCAGAAGGAUUCAACACCAUCCAC